CCUAAUUUUCCGGUCAAAACAACUUGCUAAAUAAGAAAUUUUUUGUCAAAAAAAAAAGAAAAGAAAAGAAAAAUUUGUUUUCGCUCCAAGAAAUCUGAAAUGCGGGAACUUUGAAGAGUGCAAAAGGGGAAAAACCAAGACAAAGAAAGAAAACGAGAAAUCAUUUCUUUCUUUCUUUCUUUCAUUUCAAUACUUUUUCUCCUUUUUGGAAUCGUUUUUGAUUGGUUUAGAAUGGAAGCUUCGACUCCUCAAAUGCAGACGUUUGGUCAGACGGAGAUUAAUUGGGACAAACUCGAUAAAACUAAAUUUUACGUUGUAGGAGCCGGAAUCUUUACUGGAGUUACUGUAGCAUUGUACCCAGUCUCUGUUGUAAAAACCAGACUUCAGGUUGCUUCGAAGGACACUGUUGAGAAAAGUGCAGUUUCUGUCAUCAGAGGCUUGUUAAGAACCGAUGGAAUCCCUGGUCUAUAUCGAGGGUUUGGAACAGUCAUCACUGGUGCGAUUCCUGCCAGGGUUAUAUUUCUUACUGCUUUGGAAACUACAAAAGUGACUGCUUUCAGAAUGAUUGAACCAUUUAAAUUGUCUGAACCUACACAAGCAGCUAUAGCGAAUGGAAUUGCUGGAAUGACAGCAUCACUAUUGUCUCAAGCUGUUUUUGUUCCGAUUGAUGUGAUUAGUCAAAAGUUGAUGGUCCAAGGAUACUCGGGCCAUGCAAAAUACAGUGGGGGUUUGGAUGUUGCUCGUAAGGUUUUAAAGUCUGAUGGAAUCCGAGGGUUAUACAGAGGAUUUGGUCUAUCAGUCAUGACUUACUCUCCAUCCAGUGCUGUAUGGUGGGCUAGUUAUGGUUCAAGCCAACGUGUUAUCUGGAGGUUCUUAGGCCAUGGCACAGACCUUAAGGAAGCUGCUGCUCCUGACACAUGGAAAAUAGUGUCAGUGCAAGCUGCAGGAGGAAUCAUUGCAGGUGCUACAGCUUCCUGCAUCACAACUCCAUUGGAUACUAUUAAGACUCGCUUACAGGUGAUGGGGCAUGAGAAGCGACCCUCUACAAGACAAGUUGUAAAAAACUUAAUUGCAGAUGAUGGUUGGAAAGGUUUGUACAAAGGGUUGGGUCCAAGGUUCUUCAGUAUGUCAGCAUGGGGCACCUCAAUGAUAUUGUCAUAUGAAUACCUGAAGCGCUUAUGUGUGAAAGAGGAAUAGAAGUGACCAACACCUGUCAAACAGUUUUGCUUCUUGUUGCAUGAAAAGCAUAGAUUUAGGUCCUAGGCUGGCUGUGAGUCGUUAUAUUUCUGAAGACAGCUCUGCCAGACAGUCUCAAAGAUUAUUUUCUUUCAUUCUCCAGAUCCAGAAAUGGCUUGCGAUUGUGCAGCAACUAUCAUUGUCUUCUCAUAGAAACCAACUCAAUGAUUCAUUAAACAGAUUAGUGACUGAUUGUUUAAGAGACACAUUGGAUCUGGCUAAGAUUCUUUCAUGCUAGAUUUUUUUUUUCUCGUUAGGAUAAAAUUGCUGACACUUAGAAACUAUAACAAGUAGCAAGUGUAUCUCUCUUACAAAAUUCAACAUAAAUUGUAUGUUUACACAAGAUUUUUCAUUAGGCGCACAGUUAUUCUAUCUGAUUUUUGUUUUUGGAUAUUUGAACUUAUGUUCUGUUCUCUAUCAUUUGAAAUAAUGGAAAUAAGCUGUUUCGAC
Theobroma umbraticum is the source of this 1686-nucleotide messenger RNA. RefSeq names its product Mitochondrial substrate carrier family protein. The record is from RefSeq and is a predicted model, not a curated record. Lineage: Eukaryota; Viridiplantae; Streptophyta; Magnoliopsida; Malvales; Malvaceae. Gene Ontology annotation, biological process: transmembrane transport.